Sparassis crispa is the source of this 2940-nucleotide messenger RNA. RefSeq lists its product as hypothetical. Bases 1 to 2940 code for a protein of 979 amino acids. Gene Ontology annotation, molecular function: damaged DNA binding. Gene Ontology annotation, biological process: mitotic G2 DNA damage checkpoint signaling; double-strand break repair via homologous recombination. The record is from RefSeq and is a predicted model, not a curated record. Gene Ontology annotation, cellular component: Mre11 complex. The transcript has 11 exons. NCBI's taxonomy places the organism in Eukaryota, Fungi, Basidiomycota, Agaricomycetes, Polyporales, Sparassidaceae.
AUGUGGGUCCUCUCCGGCCCUUUCGACGGCGAGGACGCUGAUAACCUAAGUAAAAUCAACCUUAAACUCCUCAAGACCGGCAAGGAGUAUAUCGUGGGCAGGAAAGAUCAGCCGCUGCUCAUUCGAAACAAAAAGGUCUCACAUCGCCACGCGAUUUUCAUCGUGAAAGAGUGUACUGAAGAUGAUGUGAUGAACUCCGCCUUUAAGCCCGAGCUGAUCUUAGAAGUGUUCGGAAAGCCACGCCACAUCCAACGGCCUGGUCGCAAAGAGCCUCUCACCGUCAACCCGGGCCAAAGAGCAGUGUUGAAGCAUGAUGAUUCUGUACUGAUGGUCACGGGCGUGGAAGUGAAGAUACUAUGGGAGAAUGUCUGCUGCUAUUCUCCAGCACCACGAGCCAGGCUACCCUUCUCCCUGCAAUCCUGCGCCAGCCUAGGCGUUAGUAUGGUUGUGACACCUCGGGCGGAGGUCACGCACCACCUUACUCCUACGUACACUCUAUCUCCACUAAUUGCGAUAUCUCUCAUAUCCGCCGCACAAUUUGUGAAGCCAGAAUGGCUCACAGACUUGUUGUCUCUCGGGGAAUCCAUUAAUGGAGCACCCUCAAUGCUUGAACAGAAGUUCGUCCUUCCACCGGUGACCAAAUAUCACCCUGCGUUUUCACCUAUGCUACCUGUGGCACUGAGGAGCUUUCAUGUAUGGCAACCGGAUGAAGCACGCGUGGGCAUGUUUCGUAACUAUCGGUUCAUUUUUGUGGGUGAAAAGGGAAGAGAGGCACAGGAGAUGAUGCGGGAACUGGUAAAAAGUGGUGAAGGGGAGUAUGAAUGCUGCUCUGUAGAUGGAGGCAGACGAGGUCUCCAUCAAGUACUCGCCAAAGGUAAAGGCAAGAAGAGGGCUCUGACUCUCGUCGCCGAUGAGGAUAGCAUCGUCGCCGCUGUGGGGGAUGAUCGUUGGCAGGAAUUAGAGGAGGAGGCUACGAGCUUUGAUUUGACGUUUAUACCACAUGAGAAGAUUCUGGAGGCUGUAGUUCGUGCGGAUGCGUCGUUCUUAGUGGCAAGUUCUAAACAACAAGCCUCGUCACCUCUUCCAGAUGCUAUUCCAAACACCAUUCAGGACGAGCCCACUUUUCCACCUCACCUGCCUAGGUCUGAACCACAGUCAGCACCUGCACCAGCGCCCGAGACUGGCCCUCCAAGAAGGAGGCUUCCACGGCGAGCGACGUCUCGCGCGUCAUCUCGCGCUCCUUCGCCUCCCUCGGCUGCAUCGGACGCCGCUGAGGGGCAGACGCAAGCGAUGGAACCGCCGAAACCACGCAGAACCCUAGUUCGCCGAGCGGGACGGUCUAGGGCACCCACUAUUAUUGGAAUCGAUGACCCGUCUAUGAUUCUCGACGGAGAUUCUGUGGCUGGAGGUCCAAGUGCAGGGCCUGAGGAACCUGCACCCGUUGAGCCUGAGGGACCGUCACGCACUACUGCAGCAACACCCGGUCGCUCCUCUCGACUCAAGCGCCGCGUAGGGGCAACUCAGAUGCCCCCAUCUUUACUCGGCCUAUCGGAGGAUGUCGCAAUCCCGGGCGCAGGCGAACCCCCUCUCAAAAAAUUCAAAGCGUUGUUUGAGGAGAGCGACCCCGACCGGAUCGCUCAAUCACAGCUACUGGGAUCUACCGGCGAACCGCUCGAUAGCCAGUACCCAUACGAGAAACAGAGUUUAACGCAAAGUGAGAGCGGCAUGACGCAGUUACCUGGGCGGACUCGGUUUGGGGGAGAACUGCUGAUGGCUGUGGCGGAAGAGGAGGAAGAAGAUACCACCACUGCUGAUGUCCGAUCACAGAUGUUUGGAAAGUUGACCCGGGGCGCAAAGAGGAAGAACCAGGCGGAGGAUGGCGUUGUGCAGAUGGACGAGCCUGAACCGAAACAUAAGAGGCGUGCUAUCGAAAACGUCAACGCCGUCGAGGCUACCACUUCUCAGCGUGGCACACAGAAGCCUCCAAGUACUGUCGCGAAGCCGCCGUCCAAGCCGGCAACGCAGGCGCAGAAGAUUCAGAAGACCCAUGGUCGAGCAGGUGCUGCUCCUGGAAAGCCAGAUACCGACCAGGCGUUCCUCAAAGCUGUCGCUUCCACGAAACGAGGAAAGAAAAUCGAGGACUUUUUCGAUCGGGAGUUCAAUAACCUUAAGAUCUCGAAGCCUGACUUGGAACACGACCAGCAGCAGAAGGAGUGGGAUGUACUUGACGAUUUCGGCGACGAUCACAAUCUGCGAGGCAACUUCAUGCUCAUCAUGGAAAUGGAUGUACCGGAGCACAGAGAAGGACGACAACCGCUCAGACGUGGGCGAGAAAGGAUGGAUUGGGAGGGCAGACCCGACUUCAAGAAGUUUAUGAAGAAAGUUGUCAUUGGUGAAGGAAGGCCUCUGAUCGAGUUGUUGGUGGACAACAAAGAUUACGGAAUGGAAUCUCAGCACUUAGAAGACGGAUCACAGAUGUUCUCGCAAUCCCGGUCGCGAUCUGCUGAGCAGCCGGAGGGACGAUCAUCGAAACGCAGCCAACGAAGUGGGAAGUUUGUUAUGCAGACUCAAGGAAAGGGCAAGAGCAAGGCGACGGCUCCUGCUGUGUCCGACGUGGAUUCUGGAGACGAAGAGAUCCCGCAGCCUCGGACUCGGAAGAAAACGCAGACGCAGACGCAGACUCAGAGCAAGAAGCAGCCUUUGUUCAUAGAGUCUGACGAGGAACAAAGCCAAGGCCAAGCGGUGAACGAUGAUGUUUUCGACAAGGGAUUCGACGAUGACGACGAAGAAUUGACUCUGCGGUCUAGCGGCAGUAGGACACAGACCACGAGCAAGAAACCCUCUGCUCAAGCUAGAGGCCCUAGGAAACAGACUAUCGCCCUGGAUGUGGAUUCAGAUGACGGUGCGACGUUCAAGGGAUUUGGCGCGAGGAGGCGCUAG